Coccidioides posadasii C735 delta SOWgp is the source of this 1014-nucleotide messenger RNA. RefSeq lists its product as uncharacterized. The record is from RefSeq and is a predicted model, not a curated record. Lineage: Eukaryota; Fungi; Ascomycota; Eurotiomycetes; Onygenales; Onygenaceae. Gene Ontology annotation, molecular function: hydrolase activity.
AUGAGGAUGCCUGAACCCCCAUACCCCCUUCACGAAUCUGUUCGUGACCUCAUCGACCCUGAAUACGCCGCUUUUUACAAUGAACACAUCAUCGAUAAGCAACAGGUCCACUACCAGCCCAUUGCCGUAUCACGAGCGUCUGGCAUUCUCAUUCCCGGUGCGGGGCCCAUGAUCCCCGUUGGUAAGACUCAGGACCUCGCAAUCAAGCGGCAGGAGUCAGAAGGCCCAGCCUUAAGGGUACGGUGUUUUACCCCUGCUGCGGAGAAAGAGCCUGAUGGUGGAUGGCCCGUCCUGCUGUAUUAUCACGGCGGAGGGUGGGUGCUGGGAAACCUUGACACCGAGAAUGUAGUGUGUACAAAUAUAUGUGCAAGGGCUAAUUGUGUCGUUGUUACGACGGAUUAUAGGCUGGCGCCCGAAAACCCAUUCCCGGCCGCUGUCGACGACUCAUGGGAAACCGUCUUGUGGAUCCACGGGGAAGGCCGCGAGCUUCUGAAUGUCGAUACUAGCCGCAUUGGUGUGGGUGGCUCCUCCGCGGGUGGAAACCUUGCAGCCAUCAUGGCUCACCGUAGUGUCGCACGAAAUUUACCACCCCUGAGAGUCCAGCUUCUCAAUGUUCCGGUCAUGGAUAAUACCGCCGACGUAUCAAAUAACCGAUCAUACAAGGACUAUGAACACACUCCUGCUCUCCCUGCAUCUAAAAUGAUAUGGUACCGCCACCAUUAUCUGCCGAGUGAAUCAGACAGAUCGAACCCUGAAGCUAGUCCACUCAUGUAUGCCGACGAUGCUCCCACCUGGGAUGGGUUGCCACAUGCGAUAGUAGUGGUGGGUGAACUGGAUGUGUUGCGAGAAGAAGGGGAGCAGUAUGCUGCAAAGUUGAAACGUCACGGAGUUAGUACUGAUUUACACGUGAUGCAAAGGCAGCCUCAUCCGUUUCUAGCAAUGGAUGGUGUGUUGGAGGCCGGGAGGCAAGCAAUCACAUACAUGGUUGAAGGGUGUAAGGUGGGAUUCUCAUAG